Molecule: messenger RNA, 2597 nt
Organism: Acanthaster planci (crown-of-thorns starfish)
Lineage: Eukaryota; Metazoa; Echinodermata; Asteroidea; Valvatida; Acanthasteridae
Product: CMP-N-acetylneuraminate-poly-alpha-2,8-sialyltransferase-like
Biological process (GO): N-glycan processing; oligosaccharide metabolic process
Molecular function (GO): alpha-N-acetylneuraminate alpha-2,8-sialyltransferase activity
Source: RefSeq, a predicted model, not a curated record
UUCUUGCGAGGCUCCAAAUAUAUGCGAGAUAUACAUGUACAUGCAAAUUAAGCGCCUGCGUAUACUGUGAUUAAAUGACCUUUCGACCAGAGUACACAUAGACUCCAAUGCCAGUACCUCUGUGCGGAUAGCUUAUUUUCCUAUGUAUGGAAGCCACUUACCUCCACCGGCGGCUUGUUGCUGUAGUUCCUGGAUUUAAAAUGCAUAGUUUGAAACGGAGGAAACGGAGAUUACUUUUUAUCAUAAGUUGUAUGCUGUCAUGCGUUUAUUUAUUCCGUACACUGUGCUGUAAAUACGACGAUCCUACACGAAGAAUAUAUCAAGGACGACCUACGAGUUCCUCACCCAGCAUUGUCAGGAAAGAGAGGUUGUCAACAGCUCCAAGAAUAACAACGAUAUCGUCGGGAAAUGGCACCGAGAAUUACAGGCCCUCGGAAAGCCUUUCAGUCAGAACUGACACCAUGCGCUCAUUUCAAAAGAAAUACACGUCGCCCUACAAGGUCCAACAAUUAACAGCAGCAAUGAGGAAACUCAACAAAGCGCAACGAAAUCCCUGGUCAUAUGACCAGCACCAACUCGACACAUUUAGACGCGACCUAUUCUUAGCUUUGAAGUUGGAAAGUGGGGCACAUCCUUUCCACUUGACCAAGAGAAACACGCCUGUUGGGAGCACAUUGCCUUUCUACCAGGCAGGCAAGGAGCAGAGGGUUACAAAAUCACUAUGGAGUAGUCUGCCAGAGGAUUCGAUCGUUCGGUCCGAUACGCGCUUCCCAACCUGUUCAGUGGUAGGAUCCAGCGGGAUUCUACUGGGAUCGCGCUGUGGAGAGGAGAUCGACCGAUCAGAAUUUGUCAUUAGGUUCAACUUGGCCACAGUGCGUGGAUUCGAGGCAGAUGUCGGCCACAAGACGAAUCUUACCACGCUGAACCCAACUUACGUGCGAAACAGGUUUGGUUCCCUUAAGACUGAACAAAACAUCUCGGCCUUUAAGGCGUCGCUGGAACAGUUCCACGGAAGCCUGCUUUGGCUCCCGGCCUUCGGAGUGCGUGGAUUCCAGGUCCCUCUCCUGAAAGUGGCCAGCAUACUAGCCAAGGGCGAUGUAAUGACACCCGUCUACGGCAAUCCAAGGCACUUCCUCGCCGUCAAGUCACUAUGGAGACCACUUCUUAAAAGAAAGAAAUUACCAACCACUGGGUUGUACAUGUUGACUGCGGCGUUUGAGUUUUGUGACCACAUCAAGCUGUUCGGCGCCUGGCCUUUUGAGAAAUCCCUGAGGAACCAGACUGUAUCUUACCACUACCACGACAACCUGGCCAUAUCGAGACAUCACAGUUUCCAUGCCGAGUUCUUGCAGAUACUGAAAUUACACCACUUGGGCAUCAUCAAGUUACAAUAUUCAGAGUGCCUAUAGAAGAUUUGUUUGCUUGAAAAGGCAAGACUGCUGUCGUAAAUUCCUCAAGUGCGAUAAUAAACAUUUUGUUCACUGCUAAUUUCGUAGUCAAGGAAUGUUGUUAAGCAAUGUUCAGGGGGUACACCGAUAUAUCUGCAACGUUACGAACUGAAACAAAGCGGUAGGCCUAUGUAUUGUGUGUGCUUCGAGUAGAGUGCAUUUCUAUAAUUUUAAGUUAAGUUUAAGUGCAUGAACCAGCAAGUGUAGGUCUACUUUGGACUUUUUGUUUUCACGAAAUGAAACUUUUCAUAAUUUCUCAAGUUUGAAAGUUUUUAUGGAUUGAGGAAAUUUCUUCAAGCCUUUUAUGGUAUUUUUCUCUGAUUUAUAUAUCCACAAAAUGCUUGUGCAGUGUUCGUAAAAACUAAUGCUUGCGUACUUCACUGUGCGCAGUGCGCGCGCAUACUUUUGCGUCAGUUCGUGAAGCCUUUUUAAGAAGGGGCUGUCCAUAUGCGUACGCACGAAAUGUUGACUUUUUAGACCCCCUCCCCGUACGCAAACGCAUUUCACAUAUCUUUUGACUUCUCUGUACCUUGCUUUAGCAUCAUUAAAUGUCAUUGUACGUCUACUGUAGCACUCAAUUUUAUUCGGACGUCGCUUCCAAAUUCUGACAUAAAUGACCAAACGGCCCUGGAAAAUAUUUACUCAGUAGCUAACCAAAAAAAGUUGAAUAAAAACAGAAAAAUAACCCUGGUGCCUUUUCUUCUUAUAAACGUAGUUACUUUUUGCACUAUGAUUAUUUGUAUGAGAAAGUGUAUUAAAGGCAAAUUUUCAGUUUGCGUACGGUACGCGCUGGUUGGUGAACACAACGACACCACCCCCCCCUCGUGCUUACAUACUUUAUGCACGGCCCCGAAAGGUACCAACAAGCACUUUUGUACUGUCAGUUCGUGCAGACGGUGCGCUGUAAAAAAAUACAAUUUUUGAGUAGUGAGGAUGACAGGGUUUUAUGGCAAUAUCCAUUCAAUCAUUUUUUACAUAAUGAACGCUGAACGGAAGUCGGUAACAGGAGAAGCUUGCCAAAACGGUGCUGAAAGCGAAGCUCAGUCUCAGAAAAGUUAAAAAGGAAUAACGAAAUGCACUUAGUUUUAAGCAACAAUUUAUUUUUAGUCCUACAAAAUGGUGACUGGGAAUUAAAGAAGUAUCAGCUCA